CAAGAUCGCAUGAUCCGGCAGCCGGCGCCAGCGCAGUUCGUCCAUGACCACCUCGAGGUCCUCGGCUUUGGGAGUCCGCGGGCAGCGCUCGUCCAGACGGUCAAGGAGCUCUUCGAGAAUGCGCUCGACGCGGUCGGGGACAACGGGAUGAUCCGGCUCCACCUGCGCCGGAACGGCGACUACCUCGAAGUCGUCUGCACCGACAACGGCACGGGCAUGCACGUGAACCACAUCGCGCAGCUCUGCGGCGGCGUCUUUGCCACGACCAAGGGCGUCGGCCAGAUUGGCAAGUUUGGGCUGGGCCUCAAGGCUGCUCUCCUCUACUCCCAGGAGCACGUCGCCGCAUCGCAUGGCGGCCUCCAGGUCACGACGACGCUCCACUCGCGCGAGAUUCACUCGACCAAGCUCUACAUUGACACGGCGGCCUCAAACGCGAGCUCGGUUAGCGCGGUCCUUGCCGAGACCAAACAGUUUGCCAUCUCGGAGGCCCACGAAGCCUUUUCCGGCACCGAAGUCCGGCUGCACCUGCCGCUGCCCGAUCCCGCGGCCUUGGACGAUGCGAUGCGCGUGCUCUCGCCGUACUUUUCCGCGCUUCGGUACUCGAUAGCAAGCGAUCUCGCAGUCGACGUUGUCGUGUCGAGCGACCUCGGGCAACCUGUGCACUUGCAGCACGUGCCAACGCCGCUGGACCCGAUCGACCGAUUCUUGUGCGACGUGGGCAGCGCCUAUGACGGUAUUGUCCACGUCGAGGACACUAUUGGUGACGUGUGCAUCAACGUUUUGGCGCACGUCCGCCCUUUGGUGUCUGCGUCGGCGUCGGAUGAAGGGAUGCCGCUGCAUGUGUACCGGUAUGGCAACCACGUACCUCUCCUCGACGACGGCGACCUGAGCCAGUGCGCAAUCUCGAGUGUCAUCUUGCGCAGCAGCCUCUGGAAGCCGCUCGGGUUCAAGUGCGCGCUUCGUGGCCGGGCUUUCGUGCUGACGCGACCGGGUCUCGACGCUGAAGACGACGUUGCUUUCGAGCUCGUUCUUGUCGUUGACGUGGCGACGACCGCACUCAAGUAUUGCUCGCUUACAAAGACGAGCUUGGAUCGAACGUACGAAGACGGUAUUGACCGCGUGCUUGUGGCCGGGCUGGAGAAGCUGCAGGCGCUGCACCCACAUCGCCUGACGCCACUCUCGCUCCUCCGCGGCCAUCGCGCGUACACGGAAUAUGUGCCCUUGAUCGCGACGGCGGUCACGGCCAUGGUGCAAGCGUCCACGAGCCACGUGCACUUGGACGCAGCGCACUUUGCGCCUGGUGGCUUUCUCUUUGCGGUGGCGUCGCCGUCCGACCUCGAGGCGCGUUUGGUGGCCAAGAUGCGGCAGCUGCUGGCGCCGUCUUCUCUGGCACCGCCGGCUCCGAUGCAAACACCAAAUGAAUGAAAAUUGAGCACACGAGUUGGAUAACUUAGGACACACAAAGACGAUACUACGAGAGACGACUAGAGUAGGUUGAACAAGAGCGCUUCAAACUUUCGGGCGCGUCGGUGCUUGGCCGCGUUUGCUCGCGCGUCGUACGGGUGGUACCGGUACC
Molecule: messenger RNA, 1576 nt
Organism: Saprolegnia diclina VS20
Lineage: Eukaryota; Oomycota; Saprolegniomycetes; Saprolegniales; Saprolegniaceae
Exons: 5
Coding region: 10-1425 (471 amino acids)
Source: RefSeq, a predicted model, not a curated record